Molecule: messenger RNA, 589 nt
Organism: Paramecium sonneborni
Lineage: Eukaryota; Ciliophora; Oligohymenophorea; Peniculida; Parameciidae
Source: the annotation of a GenBank genome assembly
CUUUUUUUUAAAAAAUUAUAUUAUGGCAGACGUUCAAACAUAAAGAGCUUUUCAAAAAUAAGAAGGCAUUUUCUAAAACUCAAAGAAACUAUUAGCUAAGAAAACAUCAAAGGGAGUGAGAUAUUGGAAAGAAGUAGGUCUUGGUUUCAAAGUACCAAAGGAAGCAAUAGAGGGUCAUUACAUUGAUAAGAAAUGUCCUUUUACUGGAAAUGUUAGUGUAAGAGGAGCUAUAUUAAAGUAAGUGAAACUUAAUAAUGAAUAGAGGUAUAGUAAUUUCAACAAAGAUGACCAGAACAAUUAUUAUUAGAAGAGAUUAUUUACACUAUGUUGCCAAAUAUAAUAGAUAUGAAAAAAGACAUAGAAAUGUACCAGUUCACAUUUCACCAGCAUUUGGACCAGUUAAGGAAGGAGAUAUAGUUGUUUGUGGACAAUGCAGGUAUAAUUUAAAUAAUAAUUAAAAAAGACCAUUAUCAAAGACAGUCAGAUUUAAUGUAUUGAAGGUGAUUCCAAAUGAAAUCAUUGGUAAUGUUAGAAAACAAUUUGUUUUAUUCUGAUUCAAAUUACAUUUGCAUACAUAUAGUACAAUAAU